CGUCGCCAAAGUCAGCACUCGGACAGCCCUGGGACGGAUGAGUAAGAGAAGCCGAAGAACGGUAUCAAACGGAAGCGAAUUCCUACUCGCCUUCUGCCCCUCAUUCCUCUCCUUGCCCGAGGCUGGAAGAAGCCCUCGUCGGUUCUCGACAUGAAGGUCCUGAGCCCCUCGCCGCCCCCCAGCCCCACCGUCGCCGGCUUGGGCGGGCCCCCGUCGCCGGCGGCCUUCCGACGCGCUGUUGGACGCGGCUCCACCGCGCCCGGUGAACGCGAGCGGAGGCUGCACGUGGCGGUGGGGAGGUCGCCCGAAAAGACCCUCCCGCUGCUCCGAUGGGCCUUCCGGCGGUUCGGGUGCAGAGAGAUUGGGUUGCUCCACGUUCACCAGCCGUCUCCGUUGAUCCCCACCCUCUUAGGAAAAAUUCCUGCAAGUCAAGCAAAUGAGGAACUGGUUUCUGUGUAUCGACGAACAGAGAAGGAAAUAACAAAGAGGAUCCUACUGACUUAUUUAAGAUUUUGUCAUGAGGCUCAGGUGCAACCAAGCAUUAUUAUGACUGAGGCUGAACAGAUUCAGAACGGAAUUGUAGAUCUAGUGGUUCAACAUGGUAUCCGUAGACUUGUUAUGGGUUCAGCACCAGAUAAUUGUUUCAAGUUAAAAGGGAGCUCCAGCAAGGUAACGUAUGCUGCAAAGAAUGCGCCUCCAUUCUGUGAGAUAUGGUUUGUCUGCAAAGGUAGACAUGUCUGGACAAGAGAGGCUAGUGAAGGCACAAAUUCUUUUUUAUCGGUUUUUAGUCCAGAUGCAGCUGUACUACAUAAGGACUGCUGUGACCCUAUGCCUAAUCCAGAGUAUGUCUCAUCCAAUACUUUCAUGACUGCUGAUCUCCAAGGAGACAGAGGCAAAUCCAAUAAUACAGGAGUGGUGGUCUCAACUGAUUCUAGUAUUGUCGAUAGCACAAAUCUAUCUAAUUCAGAAUGUUCCCCGUCAUGUCCUACUUCACCUGUUGAUAUAGGGUUCUUAUCAGAAAUCAACUCCCAGGAUAAACUGGAGCCCGAAGUCUUUUUUGAUCAGCUCAAAGAAGUUAAUUUAGAAGUUGAAAGAUCAAAGAAAGAAGCAUUUGUAGAACUAGUGAAGCGCAGAGAAGUGGAAACAGAAGUUGAAGAAGCUCUUGACAAGGUAAAAGCUCUUGAAGCUGCCCAUGCACGUGAAAUUAAAAUCAGAGAAGAACUUGAAGACCUUUUAACAACGAUCAAGUUGCAGCAUAAAGAGCUCAUAAAUCAAAGGGAUGAAACCAUGAAAGAGUUACAGAAUGCCUUGAGUACCAUAGCCACUCUUGAUGCCGGUGCUCAAGAAAUGUCUCUUCGCAGGGAUGAAGCUGCAGCUGAAUUGGAUCUCAUCCAGUCAUCUAUAGCGAUUCUCAGGCUUGAAAGGCAGAAGAUCCAAGAGCAGGAAGAGAAAGCUGUUGCACAGCUUGAGAGGUGGAGGUGUAAUAGUCAAGCCACAUCUCCAAAUUGCAGUCAGCUUAUUGGUUUCGGCGGAGAUUCAUAUAAUUUGACAGAGUUUGCAUUGUCAGAUCUGGAAUCUGCUACUUGCGGAUUCUCGGGGAGCUUCAAAUUAGGACAGGGAGGCUAUGGAUGUGUUUAUAAAGGAGAGAUAUUUAAUAGAAGUGUGGUGAUAAAAAAGUUGCAUCCACACAAUGUUCAAGGUCAGAUGGAGUUCCAACAAGAGGUUUCUGUCCUGAGCAAACUUAGGCACCCGCAUCUGGUGACCUUGGUUGGUGUGUGCCCAGAAGCCUUAUCCCUUGUUUAUGAGUAUCUGCCAAAUGGAACUCUCCAUGAUCGUCUCUUUUGCAAAACUACCACACCUUCAUUGACCUGGAGGGUCCGAACAUGCAUUGCUGCUCAAAUCUCAAGUGCUCUCCUCUUCCUGCACUCCUCCAAACCUGAAAAGAUCAUUCAUGGAGACCUGAAGCCUGAGAACAUCUUCCUUGAUUCCAAUUUUAACUGCAAAAUUGGUGGCUUUGGUACUUGCCGGCUGGUGCCAGAGGAUGUAGAGUAUUACCCCUUGUUUCGCCGAAACACAGAGCGGAAGGGUGCAUUCUCUUAUGCUGACCCACAGUACCAAAGGACUGAAAUGUUGACACCAAAGUCUGAUGUGUACUCCUUUGGGAUCAUUAUUCUUCAGCUGCUCACUGGGAGGCCUCCACAUGGGUUAGCCAGUGAGGUACGGAGGACAGUGUUGUCCAGGAAAUUAUCCUCAAUUUUGGAUCCUGCAGCAGGAGAAUGGCCUAGUGAUGUGGCAAGAAGGCUUUCAGAGUUUGGGUUGCAAUGCAGUGAGCUAAAUAGCCGGGAUCGUCCAGAACUGACACCUGAGGUUGUGAGAGAGUUGGAACAACUACAUCUGAUGGAGGAACGGCCAGUGCCCCCAUUCUUCUUGUGUCCCAUUCUUCAGGAAAUCAUGCAUGAUCCACAAGUAGCAGCUGAUGGAUUUACUUACGAAGGAAGAGCUUUGCGAGGUUGGUUGGAGAGUGGUCGAGAAACUUCUCCUAUGACUAAUUUGAAAUUAAAACAUCUGAAUCUUGCUCCAAACCAUGCCCUUCGGUUUGCUAUACAGGAUUGGCUAUGCCACUGUUGAAGCUGAAUACCAUGAGCAGGUGCCAUCACCCAUAGUUCUGAUACCAUCAUACAUGAUAGUGUAUAUUGAUGUACACAUAAAAAUGCAUUUAUGUAUUAUUGGUGUACAGGGAAGCGAUAUCAAAAUAUAUAUUCCUACCACUAGUACUUCAUCGUAUCAAGACCUGAUUGUAGGUCAUGCGUAGUGACAGAUUUUGGAUCCAGUAUGUCGGUCAUCGAUUCAUUUAUUUGUUAAUGAUUAUUUUUGCAAGAAUUUGUGCUUUU
Elaeis guineensis (African oil palm) is the source of this 2891-nucleotide messenger RNA. RefSeq names its product U-box domain-containing protein 33. Gene Ontology annotation, molecular function: ubiquitin-protein transferase activity; ATP binding; protein kinase activity. NCBI's taxonomy places the organism in Eukaryota, Viridiplantae, Streptophyta, Magnoliopsida, Arecales, Arecaceae. Gene Ontology annotation, biological process: protein ubiquitination; protein phosphorylation. The record is from RefSeq and is a predicted model, not a curated record.